AUGUCGGCGCGCGAGACGUCAAACUCGAGCGCGAGCGAGUUGACCGAGUCGGUGCGCGAGAGCGGGACGCAGACGUGGAGCGUGCGGAGGGCGCGGUGCGCGGCGAGGGGGACGCAUGGACGGGGGCAGAAGCGCGGGGCCAGGCGGGAGCUCGAGACGGACGGCGCGCACGCCGAGCAGGGAGGCGACGCGACGCGGGUACACGCGGUGGUGGAUGAGGCGCGACCAGAGGCGCGAGGCUUGCGACAGCGGCGGCAGGUCCCGCAACGGCAGCACGUCGCAGAUGAGGAGAAGGAUGUCGACGGGGAGGUCCUGCAGACGCGUACGGACGGGGACCGCCGUUUCGGAAGGGCGCGACAUCGAAGGUGGGGUGAGGCAGGGUUGAAGGCGUAG
This is a messenger RNA of Chondrus crispus (carragheen), 393 nucleotides long. RefSeq lists its product as hypothetical. The transcript is spliced from 2 exons. Lineage: Eukaryota; Rhodophyta; Florideophyceae; Gigartinales; Gigartinaceae. The coding region runs from base 1 to 393 and encodes 130 amino acids. The record is from RefSeq and is a predicted model, not a curated record.